AGCGGUUAAGACCUGAUAAUAAAUUCGUAAUCGCAAAAAAAUGAGUACCGCGGAAUACAAUCCCAUACUGACGCGUAAAAAUCGCUUGGAACUGUUUACCUUAGAUGAGUGUAAAGAGAUUUUGGCUAAUUUAUUGGCCGAUAAGAAACAAAGUGGGGUCUUGACAAACUUUGAAAUAGUACCGGCUUUGGAGCAUGUGGGUUUCUUGGGGGAAUACUUCCACCUACAUCUCAGGUAUCAGUUGGAGGGUCAAAAAGAUGAGCAAAUCACACGAUUGUUUGUCAAAUCGGUGAUAUUUCAAAAUGCCAACAUGGAGUUCUAUAUGGAAAAAAUGGGCAUUAUCAAAAAGGAGAUGAAGCUAUAUGAAUUGCUGAAUAAGUUGAAGAAGUUUUCCCCUCAUGUCUGGUGCGCCAAGUGCUACUUCACCCGCGAUGAUCUCUUCGUAAUGCAGAAUGUAGAAGAUAUGGGCUAUGUGGCCUUGCCACCGGGGACUACUUUCCUCAACAAAGACCAAUUGCAACCAAUAUUGAAAUCCCUUGCCACUUUACAUGCCAGCAGUAUUGCUUUUGAAAAACAGGAGGGGAAAACCAUCGGAGUUGAACUGAGGGAAUGGUUAAAAGAGAUGUCUGUGGAUCCAGACAUUGAGUGGUACAUCACGGGAUUGAAUGCUGUGUUAGCCGUGGCUGCCACACAUCCCAAGGUGCGGGAUAAUCCCCAAGCUCUGGAAUACAUAGCAAAGGAGCUACCACGUUGUCUGGACAGGGUGUAUUAUAUGGUUAAUCCCUCCCCAGUUCAUAGAAAUGUCUUUGUGCACCGCGAUGCCUGGGGCGCCAACGUCUUCUAUCACAAGGACCAGCCUAAGGAUAAACGAUCCAUUCUUGUGGAUUUCCAACUGUGCCGAUACUCCCCACCUGCCAUGGACUUUCAUCUAGUCAGUUAUCUCAACUUGGAGCCCUCAACUCGGAAGAUAAUGUUAAGUGAUUUAAUUGAUAUUUAUUAUGAAACCUUAUCGGAGGAACUCGAACAGAUGGGAAUCGAUCCGAAGAAAGAGAACUUGAGCAAAGGAGAAUUCAUACAAUCCCUUGAGGAUUUCUCACUUUUCGGUGUAACUUACAAUUGCAUUGCAGCCACUAUACUACGACUUCCAGACAACUACCUAAAACACCUCAAGGACAAGAGUCCUGCGGAUUUUCAUCGCUUUUGCAAUGUGAAUCGCACAGAAGAUGUACUCCGUUUGAUGAAAGAUUAUCCGGAAUUUGCUGAUUAUAUGUACGAGUGUGUGGGGGAUUUGCUGGAACUGACAUAUAAUAAACAAAACUGAUUAAAAAAAAUUUGGUAAAGCCUUACUAUCUCUCUGGU
Molecule: messenger RNA, 1359 nt
Organism: Drosophila bipectinata
Lineage: Eukaryota; Metazoa; Arthropoda; Insecta; Diptera; Drosophilidae
Source: RefSeq, a predicted model, not a curated record